Metarhizium brunneum ARSEF 3297 is the source of this 1653-nucleotide messenger RNA. It is a transcript of the gene ampC, whose product is annotated as Beta-lactamase. Lineage: Eukaryota; Fungi; Ascomycota; Sordariomycetes; Hypocreales; Clavicipitaceae. The record is from RefSeq and is a predicted model, not a curated record.
AUGGAGCACGACAGUGGGAUGAAGCUGAGGCACAAUCUAGAAGCCCAAGAAGCCCUCAUAUCGAAAAUAUGCCGCAUUGCCGGCGCUCCAGGGCUCUCAAUCAGUGUCCUUCACCGCGGGACUGAAGUCUACUCCCACCACGUUGGACAUGCCAGCGUGAAAGAUGGAAAGCUCCCAGAUGGAGACACAAUUUACUUUAUUGGAUCAAUGACGAAAGCGAUGGUCUCGGCUCUGGUAGGCAUCUUGGUACAAGAUGGAACUCUCGACUGGAAGGCGCCAGUAUCUCACAUCUUGCCAGAGCUAGCCCACGCAUUUGACGGCAGAGGAAGUGAAAUCACUCUGGUUGAUCUAAUGUCCCAUAGAAUCGGCAUGGCUCAAGCGGAUGCCCUUUGGUUGCAGUGUGCCGGCAACAUCCUCCUGUCCAAGUCCGAGGCGCUCGAUGCAUGGAUCUCUCAGCCAACAGUCCGAGCUUUCCGCGCCGACUUUCUCUAUUCCAAUUUUGCAUUCGAGACGGUUGGGCGAAUUAUCGAAGAGUCAACUGGCAAAAUUCUCGGCGCUAAUCUCCAAGAAAAGAUCUUUGGACCGCUAGGCAUGACGCGCACUUCUCUUAAUGACGAAUUUUCAAAAGAUCCCAACGCAGCCAAGGCUUACUUUCCUCUCAAAGACGGCACACCAGUCGAGGUUCCUGUUCCCACCAUCUCCGACAAGACUAUCAUGGCUGCCUCGGGAGGAGUGCGCAGUUGUACGAAUGAUCUUGCGCGCUUCUACAAAAAUCUAAUGCAUGCCGCAAAUGACCAGUUCAACCACCAGCGUACGAGCACGCCCGGCUCGCCCUUUAAGCAGCUGUCUACAAUCUGGAGUCCGCAUAAUCAGCUUCCCGUGCACUCCAUGCGCGAAACAUCCUACGCACUAGCAUGGGCUCGCACACAACUCCCAUCACCUCUUGGGUCCUUCAACUAUAACAAGCAUCUUGUCCCCGCUAUGCCUGUGAUUGGCCGUGGGCUCCCGUCUCGACUGGUGGUUUAUCACGGAGGAAGCAUGCAGGGAUUCACGUCGGCCGUGUACCUGCUUCCCGAGACCGAGACGGCUGUAUUUGCGUUGCAGAAUUCAUCCGCCCUGUGUGAUGCCUGCGACUGGGUGCCGCAGAUGCUGGUGCAAACUAUCCUCUCGGGAUUGCCACAGUGCGAUAUUGAUUUUGUGCAGCUGGCGACAGUAUCGGCGGCUAGAGGUGUAAAGCUCGCUGAUGAGGUUGAGGAGGAGCUACAGCGAUCGCGGGAAAGGGGGACAAAUCCUCGGCCAUUGAAGGAGUAUGUAGGCAGAUUCUGGCAUGAAUCCAAGAGCUUCCGCAUAGACGUUACCGUCGAGAGUGACGAAACGUUGAGUAUGUGUUUUCAAGGCAUGCCUAGCGAGACUUAUUGUCUUCGACAUCUUCACCACGAUGUUUUUGUGUGGAAUGAACCUCAUGACGUGCCUGCGAGGCGUGGGAGAUUUCAGACGCGUCCUGUGGAAUCUUACAGGAUUAGAUUUGGAUCGACGAGUCAGGACGGCGCUAUUGACCGGCUGUAUUGGUUAUAUGAUGAGACUCAUGCCGAGCCCGGCAUGUUUAGAACAGAAGGGGGCCUGCUAGCAGCUGAUGUCGACAUGCCAAACUAG